Mirounga angustirostris (Northern elephant seal) is the source of this 3496-nucleotide messenger RNA. RefSeq names its product non-SMC condensin I complex subunit G (gene NCAPG). The transcript has 21 exons. The record is from RefSeq and is a predicted model, not a curated record. Gene Ontology annotation, biological process: mitotic chromosome condensation. NCBI's taxonomy places the organism in Eukaryota, Metazoa, Chordata, Mammalia, Carnivora, Phocidae. Gene Ontology annotation, cellular component: cytoplasm; condensin complex; condensed chromosome. The coding region runs from base 224 to 3271 and encodes 1015 amino acids.
GCCGUAAUUCAGGGAGGGAUCCAUCUCUUCCCGCUCUCGCGGCAGUCUCGCGGUAUUUCCUUCCCCCGCGGGAAUUAUUUGAACGCUCUGGCGGUAACUCCACCCUGGGUGCUCAGCUGCCUGCUGACCGGAACCCGCGGCGGCUCUGUAAACUUGACCUGCGGGCCGUAGGCACCCUGCAGCCCGGAGCGGACGGGGCUCGUCCCGGCCGGGUGCCGGCGCCAUGGGGGCGGAGAAGAAGCUGCUGCCGGUUAAGGAGGCCUUUCAGCUGGCGCAGCAGCCGCACCAGAACCAGGCGAAGCUGGUGGUGGCGCUGAGCCGCACCUACCGCACGAUGGAUGUUAAAACGGUUUUUCAUGAGGAGUUUGUCCAUUAUCUUAAAUAUGCUAUGGUGGUCUAUAAACGUGAACCAGCGGUGGAGAGAGUAGUAGACUUUGCAGCCAAGUUUGUUACUUCAUUUCACCAGUCAGAUAUGGAAGAUGAUGAGGAAGAGGAAGAUGGUGGCAUUUUAAAUUAUUUGUUUACCUUUCUUUUAAAGUCUCAUGAAGCAAACAGCAAUGCAGUUAGAUUUAGAGUGUGCCAGCUCAUAAACAAGCUCUUGGGAAGUAUGCCAGAAAAUGCCCAGAUUGAUGAUGAUUUGUUUGAUAAAAUUAAUGAAGCCAUGCUUAUUAGAUUGAAAGAUAAAAUUCCAAAUGUGAGGAUACAGGCAGUUCUGGCUCUUUCACGACUUCAGGAUCCCAAAGAUGAUGAAUGUCCAGUCGUUAAUGCAUAUGCUACUUUGAUUGAAAAUGAUUCAAAUCCAGAAGUUAGGCGUGCAGUGUUAUCAUGUAUUGCACCAUCAGCAAAGACUUUGCCAAAAAUUGUGGGGCGCACCAAGGAUGUGAAAGAGACUGUCAGAAAGCUGGCUUAUCAGGUUUUAGCUGAAAAGGUUCAUAUGAGAGCUCUGUCCAUUGCUCAGAGAGUAAUGCUCCUUCAACAAGGUCUUAAUGACAGAUCAGAUGCUGUGAAACAAGCAAUGCAGAAGCAUCUUCUCCAAGGCUGGUUACGUUUCACUGAAGGAAAUAUAUUAGAGUUGCUUCAUCGGUUAGAUGUGGAAAAUUCUCCUGAAGUGGCAGUCUCUGUUCUCAAUGCCUUAUUUUCAGUGGCUCCUCUUAAUGAACUGGCAGAAAUCUGUAAAAAUAAUGAUGGCAGGAAACUGAUUCCAGUGGAAACAUUAACUCCUGAAAAUGCUUUGUAUUGGCGUGUCCUUUGUGAGUAUGUGAAAUCAAAAGGAGAUGAAGGUGAAGAAUUUUUGGAGCAAAUUUUGCCAGAGCCCAUAGUGUAUGCAGAGUAUUUACUAAGUUAUAUUCAGAGUAUCCCAGUUGUUAAAGAUGAAAUGAAAAAUGAUUUUUCUUAUAUUGGAAAUUUGAUGUCAAAAGAAUUUAUAGGUCAACAGUUAAUUCUAAUUAUCAAGUCUUUGGAUACAAGUGAAGAAGGAGGAAGGAAAGGACUACUGGCUGUUUUACAGGAGAUUCUUACUCUACCCACAACCCCGGUAUCCCUACUUUCUUUUCUUGUUGAGAGAUUGCUCUGCAUCGUUAUGGAUGAUAAUAAGAGAACACAAAUUGUUACAGAAAUUAUCUCAGAGAUUAGGGCGCCCAUUGUUACUGUUGGUGCUGGUGAUCCAGCUGAUGCAAGAAAGAAAGAACUCAAGAUGGCAGAAAUAAAAGUUAAACUUAUUGAGGCAAAAGAAGCUUUGGAAAAUUGCAUUAACUUACAGGAUUUUAAUCAAGCAUCAGAAUUAAAAGAAGAAAUAAAAGCAUUAGAAGAUGCCAAAAUAAACCUAUUGAAAGAGACAGAGCAACUUGAAAUCAAAGAAGUCCAUAUAGAGAAGAAUGAUGUUGAAACACUACAGAAGUGUCUUAUUUUGUGCUAUGAACUGUUGAAGCAGAUGUCCACUUCAGCUGGUAUAGGUGCAACCAUGAAUGGCAUCAUUGAAUCUUUGAUUCUUCCUGGAAUAGUAAGUGUUCAUCCUGUAAUAAGAAAUCUGGCUGUUUUAUGCUUGGGAUGCUGUGGACUACAGAAUCAGGAUUUUGCAAGUAAACACUUCGUAUUACUGUUGCAGGUUUUGCAAAUUGAUGAUGUGACAAUAAAAAUAAGUGCUUUAAAGGCAAUCUUUGACCAACUGAUGACGUUUGGUAUUGAGCCAUUUAAAACUAAAAAAAUCAAAGCCGUACAAAGUGAAGAUGCAGAAAUAAACACUGAUGGAGACCAAGAGUUCAAAGAAGCUGAAGAAGAGACUGCUACAGCCAAGAAUGUUCUGAAACUCCUUUCUGAUUUCUUAGAUAGUGAGGUGUCUGAACUCAGGACAGGAGCUGCAGAAGGACUAGCCAAGCUGAUGUUCUCAGGGCUCUUGGUCAGCAGCAGGAUUCUUUCUCGUCUUAUCUUGUUAUGGUACAAUCCUGUGACUGAAGAGGAUGUCCGACUUCGACAUUGCCUAGGCGUGUUCUUCCCCAUGUUUGCUUAUGCGAGCAGGACUAAUCAGGAAUGUUUUGAAGAAGCCUUUCUUCCAACUCUGCAAACACUGGCCAGUGCUCCUGCAUCUUCUCCUUUAGCUGAAGUAGAUAUCACUAAUGUUGCUGAGUUACUUGUAGAUUUGACAAGACCAAGUGGAUUAAAUCCUCAGGCCAAGAAUUCACAAGAUUAUCAGGCCUUAUCAGUUCAUGACAAUUUGGCUAUAAAAAUUUGCAAUGAGAUCUUAACAUGUCCAUGUUCACCAGAAAUUCGGGUCUAUACGAAAGCCUUGGGUUCUUUAGAACUCAGUAGCAAUCUUGCUCAAGAUCUUUUGGUUCUAUUGAAUGAAAUUCUGGAGCAAGUAAAAGACAGGACAUGUCUGAGAGCUCUGGAGAAAAUCAAGAUUCAGUUAGAAAAAGGAAAUAAAGAGUAUGAUGACCAAGCAGUAGCAGCACAGGAUGCCAACAUGACUAUGACUGCUUUUCAAAUUGAAGAUGAAAAAAGUAAAGAAGCAUAUAAAACUCCUCUCAGGGAUGUAAAAGCAACCCGAGCAUCAAAAUCCACUCAGCAGAAGACUAACAGAGGACGGAGAAAAGUGACAGCUUCAGCUAGGAUGAACAGGAGACGUCAGACUGUGGAGGUUGACUCUGAAAGUGACCCUGAAAUUCCAGAGCCAGAAUCAGAAAUGAAGAUGAGAUUGCCAAGACGAGCCAAAACAGCAGCACUAGAAAAAAGUAAACUUAACCUUGCAGAGUUUCUCAAUGAAGAUACAAGUUAGAAGAGAUGAUGGAGGUGAAGUCCUUUUAACCAUGUCCUUUAAAAUUAUGUUCAGUUUUCUGCUUUAAUAAAGUUACCCUUGUAUCAAAAUCAGAAAAUGCCUGAUAGCUUGUAGGACUUUGUGCUGUGUGACUCCACGUUACUUUGGCCUUUACUGAAACAUUAGGACAGCACCUGGCUGGCGCUCCACAGAAGCCUGCAGCGGACCCGGGGGUGUAACCAGCGU